AUGGCAACAUUAUUCAUGAUGGACGUUUUCGCUUGAGGUUUUAUUUUCGGCGCUUUACAAAUGAAAGUAUCAGUAAAAUGUUUAUGUAAGCCUAAGUUUUCCACAUUUGUCCUAAAAUAGAAAAUGGUAACGAUUGUUGACGAUUUAGACUCAUUAUCUUUGCAAGAACCAAUCUUUAAGGAUGUCAAGUACUACCUCUCUGGCGAUGUCUCGGAAAGGAUUAUGCAGUUGCUUCAGUCAGGGGGAGCGGAAAACACAAAGUAUUUCUCAGAUUAUGUCACUCAUCUAAUUUGUGGGAAUAAUGCUGUCGAUACGGACGUCGAGGAUGCGCAGGACAUAUACCAAAUUCCUGCAGUGACGGAAAACUGGGUCCUCGCUUGCGUCCGCCUCAAGAAGCUCGCACACCCUAAACCUUACUUCCCCAAUAAGAAUAAGAUAUUCUCAAAUGUUACUGUGACUGUGUGUAAAGUGACUCCAGCCGAUGCUAAAGCGUUGUUCGCACUCAUUACUUAUCAUGGUGGAAGAGUGAAGUUGACCUUGGACACGAGUUGCACUCAUUUGGUCUGUGGUUCUGCCGCUGGAAGGAAGUAUAGUGCUGCCUUGUCUAUUCCUAAAAUAAAAAUUGUUACUCCCGAUUGGGUUAUAGAGAGCAUAUUGGCAAGAAUACAAGCUGCAGCAGACGUGUUCCACCCAAAGCUGCUCGUAGUUCCACAGCCACCGCCUAAGCCAAUGGACCGUAUCAGUGCUAUUACAGGGUUCGAUUUUGAAGAAGGCAUAGCUAAAAACGAAGUACCUACACAAAAUAUGGCAGAAAACAAAGAUGAGACACAAGCGCUACUCGACAAGCUAAAGCAAAGGAUGCCUUGGAAUCAUCCUCCGUCUACUGCAAAUUCAUCAGCAGCAGUAACUUCUAGUGUCAAUUCCAUGGGAUACAGCAAUGCAAUGUCCACAUCCAGUAUUAUAAGUAAAUCAAUUCCUCAAGGCAUAGUCACCCAGAACUUGCAAAUACAAGGCAGUCAAGCCAACACACAAUUCAUUCAGAAACUUGGUCAAAAUUCUGUUGUAACUCAGGCUGGGAUGAAUGUCCAAAGUCAGCAAGUCAAUUUACAACAACAAAACUACAGUCAGCAGAAUCAGCAACAGCAACAACAACAACCGCAUGGCCUCUCCGCUAUACAAAUACAACAACAGAAGUUACUGCAGCAGCAUCAAAUUAAUCAGAGAAUGCAGAUGUUGCAACAAAAGAUUGGCAAUCAACAGAGCCAGCAAGGAUUCGCUCAACCCAAUGUCUCAGCAUCUCAAAUAACGCAAAACAUAAUACAGCAGCACAUUCAGGGCAAUCAACACCACAUACAACAGUCCCAGAACAUUAGUCAAAGCCCAAAUACUUCUAUGAGUUCAGCUCAACAAAUUGAGAACAUUAGUCAAAUGUUAAGUCAAAGUGCUAACAAUUUACAGCAGUCACAGUUAAAUCAGCAAAAUAUGGUGAUGAAGCAAGGUUUGACACUCAGCCAGCAGAGUGCAGUUCAAAAUAUUGCUCAACAACUGGCACAGUCCACUCAGAACCUUCAACAGAGUCUUCAAAAUGCCAAACUGAAUCAAAAUUUAGGCCAAACACAAGUGUUAAAUCAACAACAGCUCAUAAAUUCAGGGCAGCAAAUGUCUUCCCAACAAACUAUGCAACAGCAAACUGUACAGACCCUCACUAAUCAAAGACAAAGUAUCAAUAUGGGUGUUAUAAAUCAGCAAGGACUGGUGACAUCUCAGGCACAGAGCGGACAAGGGCAACUCGGUCAACUAGUGGGUAACACUACCCAACAGUCUGUUAUAGGGCAACAGAUUCAGACUGUGCAGCAAACUAUACAAAACCAACAAGGAAACACUGUGCCAGUGCAGGGCACUUGGCGGCAGCAGAACAUACAAAUGGUGCAAAAUGUUCAAGGGCAGCAUCAGAUAAUAAGAAGCCCGCUUGUACAGUCUCGCAACACGGCCAACCAAGUUAUAUUGCAACAGCAAAUAAUGCAAACUCAGCAGCAAGCUCUGAUCAACAACCAGCAAGCUCAACUCAGUCCGCAACACACUAUCCAACAACCCCAACAAAUUCUCCAGCAAACAAUUGGCAACCAAGGGCAAACAAUCAGCCAGACUCACCAUCAAAUACUAGUCCAGAAGAAUUUACUGAACAGUGGUGGGCAACAACAGAUUGUGCAACCUCAACAAGUUUUAAUAAACCAACAUACUGGCCAACAACAGAUACUUGUGCAUGGCAACCAACAAGUGACUUUGCAGGGUGGGCAACAAAUUGUGUCCCAAAGUCAAAUAGUGCAUCAAGGGGGCCAAAUUGUGAACCAAGGUGGCCAACAAAUAAUUACCCAGGGAGGUCAGCAAGUCUUGUCGCAGGGAGGCCAACAUGUGAUCACACAACAGGGUCAACAGCAUCAAGUUGUAAUUGCCCAAUCAUCUCAGCAAAUAGUGGCCCAGUCAGGCCAACAAUUAAUUGGCCAAAGUGUUGGCCAAACACAGCAAGUGUUGACACAAGUGCCUCAAUCCCCGCAGCCAGGUUCCCAGUUAUCAGGGGGAGGUAUACAGCAAAUAAUUACACACAGUGGUGGGCAACAGAUAGUGUCGCCAGGCGGUCAGCAGAUUGUUCAAGGAGGCCAAAAUGUAUCUUGGCAACAGCAGCAGUAUUUGCAGCAAAGACAACAAAUUGGCCAGCCUGGUGCUGUUGGACCAAGGGUGUCGUGGACGGCGGGCGGCGGCGGGAGGCAGCUCAUCCACCUGGACGCGGAGACGCACGCGCAGCUGCAGCAGAUGGACCCCAAGCAGCGCGCCAUGUUUGUGGCGCAGCUGCAGAAGCGCCGCCAGCUCUCCAUGCAGCGGGCCGCUGCCAUUGCGCAACAGCAGCAAGGCGUAGUGGCGGGGUCUCCGGGCGCGCCGUCCCCGGCGCCGCAGAGCGUGACGUUCAUACGCAGUCAGUUGCCGCCGGGACUGUCGCAGCAACAGCAGGUGCAAUGGCUGCAGCAGCAAGGCGCCAGGGCGGCCACCAUACCCGCGGCGCAGGCCGUGCAAACCCCGCAGUCUCCUGUGGGUGGGGCCGUGGCGGGGACCGUGGGGCAAGUGGGGGCUACAGCGGUGGGCGGGAACGUGGAGACGCCGCUGCAGCAGCUGCAGCGCCAGCAGCAGUACCAGCGGCUGCACCAGCUGCAGGCGCAGCGGGACCACGCCGCGCACCACCACGCUGCUGCCAAACAGGUGUCCCCGGUGACGCAGCACGUGAUCACUCCGCUACAAGAGCAGCAAGUCGACGCGUUACUGGCUCCCACUACGCCUGACCAGCAAGGAGCGGGUGCUUUGUUAGUGAAUCCGAAGACGAAGACAGCGCUCGCCAACAUGCUGUCCAUCCGACUGCAGGGCGCCGCGCCGCCGCCCGACCACGAGCCUUCAGCUGCCGGCACUUUGAGGCUGAUGACGGCGGCGCACGCGGCGGGCGGCGCGGUGCGGGCGCCGGCGCGCCUCGUGCUGGGGCCCGCGCACCAUCCGCACCAGGUGCCCGCACCGGCGGGCAGCGCGGGCGUGGUGGGCAACAAAGUGUACGCGGGCGCGGUGCGGGCGGCGCCCCCGCGCGCGCAGUUCUACGGCCACAACCCCAACCUCAAGCUGCCGCCCGACCUCUUCCUGCUCGGCUGCGUCUUUCACAUUGUGGAGUACCAGCAGUCGGUGGGUGCGGAGCGCGUGUCGCGCUGGACGGAGGCGAUCGUGCGGCGCGGCGGGGAGGUGGAGGGCGGCUACUGCGCGCGCGUCACGCACGUGCUGUGCGAGACGCAGCGGCACGGCGUCGUGAUGCAGGCGCUGCGCGACGCCAAGCGCUGCGUGACGGCGUACUGGGUGGCAGACACGCUGGAGCGGCGCUGCGUGUCGCCGCCGUGGCACGCGCUGCACCUGCCGGCGCUGCACGCGCGCGCCGAGCGGCCCGCGCAGCACCACCGCGCCGCGCUCACCGGCUGGCGGCGCGACGAGCGGCGGCGCCUCGCCUGCUGCCUGCGACAGAUCGGCGCCAAGCUAACGCCGUACAUGAGCCGCGACAACACGGUGCUGAUCUGUCGGCGUGCGGAGGGCCACAAGUACCGGCGCGCGCGCGACUGGGGCGUCCCCUGCGUCAGCGCCGCCUGGCUCACCGACCUGCUGCUGGGCAACAUGACGGCUCUGGCGCAGAUCGAGAAUGCAAAAUAUCAGCAGUUCAACCUGCAACAUCCAUUCCGCAUGGACUACAGCUUGGUUUCGCAUCUCAUGAACGCCUGGAAAAUGCCCAUCAACAUAACGCAAGAGUCUCACGAGCGGGCGAAGCGCAGCGCGGCGGCGGCGGGCGGGCGGCGCGCCAAGCGACCGCGCCUCGAGCCGCCGCCCGCCGCCCUGCAGCCGCCGCCGCAGCCCCCGCCGCUGCACCUCGCGCCGCGCGUGCUCUUCUCCGCCAUACCGCUGCCGGAGCAGAAUCGACUCGCAGCCAUUGUCAGACAACUCGGAGGUCUCAUCGUAACAUCGGCCGCUGAAGCGACGCACCUCGUGAUGGAGAAGCUGGUCCGGACCUGCAAGCUCGUCAGCUGCCUCGUCACCGUCAAGCAUCUCCUCACUCCCGACUGGAUCCUGGAGAGCCAGCGCGCCAACAAGUUCGCCGACGAGGCCAAACACGGCCUCCGCUGCGAGGCCUUCAACAAAACCUACCAGUGCGACGUGGACGAAGUCCUACUCUGCGGCGAACAGAGGAAGAAACUCUUCGAAGGCAUCACCUUCUACCUGACUCCGUGCGUGAAACCUUCGAGGUCCGGCCUCACUGAGAUGAUAGAGCUCUGCGGUGGGAAGGUCGAAAAAAACCGCAGAUCCUACGUCUCCAUCCAAGAGAUGCACAACCAGAAGGCUUUCAGUUAUUUAGUGAUAACCGUACCCAAUGACCUGCAUCUAGUCUACUAUCUGUUGCAGGCCGAGAAGACUUUGAACGUAGUGUGCAGCACAGAGGUGGUCAUGACAGCGAUACUGAGACAGAAACUGCAGAUUGAAGAGUUUCUGGUCAGAAUCGAUUGAAUGUAAAUUCUUUUAGCAGUAUUUUAAACAAUUUAGUGUUGAAUUAUAUGUGUUUGUAAUUUAAUGUUAAAUGUAAUUUUUAAACAAUGAAUUUAUUGAAGAUGAAGUAAAUUUUUUGACGAAAUUCGAAUAUAUUCGAGCAUUAUUUAUAAAGUUAUUUAAAAAAUGAAAUUGUAAUAUUUUACGUUGAUAUUUGAAAAAUGAAUUUUACAAUGAAAUGCCAUUAGUGACAUACAUUCCAUAUCUAUGUAAAGUUUUUUAACUUGCAUUGAUUUCUUAUAAUAAAAGGACAAACAAUCAUGUAGAAAAUUUCACUUAAAAUGUGGCCAAUUUUGCUUUUUGCAGUUUUAAAAAGAAAAUUAAAUCCCAAAUUCAGAGCAAAUUCAACCUUAUGGAUUGAAUCUAAGGUUGAAUUUACAAAUGCGACUACUUGAGUGCCAAGAAGUUGUGUUUGGCACUCAUAGAGUGGGGACGUUUUUGGUCGCUGAUUGUGUAUCCACUUUUUAAUAGGAGAUCGAUGCUUGAAAGAUAUGAAAUUUUUCUUAACAUCUUGAAAUAGAGACAAAUUUUCUGAUGGUAUUUAAUUUUUUUUUUUGAUGGAAACAUUCAUGAGAUAAUACAUGUUUUAAUAUUUAUGCUUGAUCAAUUUUAGCUAUGGUACAUAAAUAUAAAGUGAAAGUAUAUAAAUUAUUUUGUACCUACCUUACUCUUCCACGACUAGUAAAACUUACAUUGACGAUUUAAAAAAAAUAUUAUAUAAAAUGAACUCAAGAAUUGUUAACGGUUCCCGGAAAGGAUUUUUACUUGACACAGAUUUAUUUUUUUUAAUAUACAAAUUGCGGUGUAUGCUUAGGAAAUUUUCAUUUGUAAAUGCAUUUUAUUGUUUUUUUUUUUGUUGAUCAAAUUGCGUCUAGAGAAUCUUGUGUGCGAGAUAUUGCAACUAAUAAAUCCACUUUAAGUAGUUUACUUGUGCCUUAAAACUUUACUUUUUGUUUUAAUUUCGAAUCUCUAGAUGUUUUAUUAAAAACCCUGCAGAUGUAUGUUGAAUAUGUACUUGUAGAGUUUUUCUGUGAAUUAUAAAUGUUAAGACUAAGAGCAAAAAUAUAUUUUUAUUGUAAGGCAAAAUUUCGAAAGUUUUAUAAUUAUUUUAUAAGAAAAAAGAUAUGAAACAGUAACAUGGUUCUAACCAUGACAUUUUAAUGAAAUUAAAUGAAUUUUCAACUUA
Molecule: messenger RNA, 6301 nt
Organism: Bicyclus anynana (squinting bush brown)
Lineage: Eukaryota; Metazoa; Arthropoda; Insecta; Lepidoptera; Nymphalidae
Gene: Ptip
Product: PAX-interacting protein 1
Exons: 16
Coding region: 124-5076 (1650 amino acids)
Cellular component (GO): MLL3/4 complex
Source: RefSeq, a predicted model, not a curated record